Messenger RNA from Exophiala spinifera, 1002 nucleotides. RefSeq lists its product as uncharacterized. Lineage: Eukaryota; Fungi; Ascomycota; Eurotiomycetes; Chaetothyriales; Herpotrichiellaceae. Gene Ontology annotation, molecular function: phosphatase activity. The transcript has 2 exons. The record is from RefSeq and is a predicted model, not a curated record. Bases 1 to 1002 code for a protein of 333 amino acids.
AUGGCACCAGUCGCUAUUACUCCUCCUCCUGUGGAGGUGAAGGCUCGCCCUGGUCUUCAGCGCGCCAACACUGCUAAUAUGGGCACCAAGAGAAAGAUUAUCUGCUUCUCAGACUUCGACGGAACGAUUUUCAUGCAAGACACUGGUCACACGUUGUUUGACAAUUUCGGCUGUGGCCCAGAACGACGAGAAGUCCUUGCUCGUCAGAUGGAAUCUGGAGAGCGAACUUUCCGGGAAGUCUCAGAUGAACUGUACGCCUCUCUGGACGUCCCCUUCGAGGACGGUUUCGAGGUCAUGAAGACGGCUCUGGACAUCGACCCCGACUUCCAAACCUUUCACGAGUUUUGCGUCAACAACAGCAUUCCCUUCAACGUUAUCUCGGCCGGACUGAAACCUGUUCUGCGCAAGGUUCUCGAUCAUUUCAUCGGAGAAGACAUGAGCAAGCACAUCGAUAUUGUGGCCAACGACGCAAAGAUUGCCGAAGACGGUAGCAAAUGGGAAGCUGUCUGGAGACACGACAACGACCUCGGCCACGAUAAGGCCCAGUCAAUCAACGAAUACAGAGAGAUGGCCGCGAUGCAAAGCGACAACGGCACGAUACCGUUGAUUGUGUUUAUCGGAGACGGUGUUUCCGAUCUUCCAGCGGCACGAGAAGCCGACGUACUCUUUGCUCGUCGUGGUCUCAAGCUGGAGGAGUACUGCGUCGAGCACAACCUGCCUUACAUCCCCUUCGACACGUUUGCCGACAUCCAGAGGGAAGUCAUCAAGAUUGCCAAGAUCGAUGAUGAGAAGACACACGGAAGAGGCCUGCCGGCGACAUUUAACCCUCGUGCCAACAUGUGGAGACGGGCCAGCAGCAAGGCAUCGGUCCCUCUUUUCGCGGCGCUCAGCCCGUCCAAGGAGGAAAAGGCUUUCAUGUGGCCCGAGACUUUUACCAGCAAACCAACGACUGUGUCUGAUGCGGAUGCUGCGAAGGCUGCUGUUGCCGCGCCAGUUGCUUGA